AGCUCAAUGAUGCUUUACAAUCAGGAACAAAGAACAGUUGAACAUAAAGACAGAAAGAAGUAGAAGUCGAGAGGUAGUGUUGGGAAAAGAGAAAGGAUUCUAACCGUGAUUUAACCAAGGAUAUGUUCGGGAGAUUUUGGGAGAGUGACUUCCAUAACUUAGGGGCAGCUACGCUGAAGGAUCGGCCACCAGCAGCGGAGAGACGGGAUUUAUGGACACAGAGAAGUCCUAGGUUUGAUGGGUGGAGGGAGCGUGUUGGUGUAUAUAUGUGCGGUAAGUCACGAAGGUAUUGGGGUUGGAGACCAUUUAAGGCUUUGAAGGCGAGGAGGAGAAGUUUGAAUUUAAUGCGCCCGGAGACAGGCAGCCAGUGCAAACCAGCCAAAGUGGGAGUAAUACGUUCGAAGCGUUUUGUACGGGUAAUAAGGCGUACCGCAGAGUUUUGAAUGCAUUGUAAUUUGGUAAUCAACUUAGAUGGGAGGCCAAAAAACAGACAAUUGCAGCAAUCAAGUCGUGAUGUUACGAACGCGUGAACAAGGGACUCCGCAUCCUUCAUGCUAAGAAUGGGACACAAUCUGGCAAUUUGUCUGAGGUGGUAAAAGGCGGGUUUGCUGACAGAUUUGAUGUGCGCUUCGAAAGUCAGUGAUGGGUCAAAUGUAAUUCCAAGAUUUCUUUUUCUUUUUUUCUUUUUUUUUUCCAGAGGGUUUUUUGAGGAAGCUGUGAAUAUCCAGGCUUAUUUCACAAUUUUGUCUGCGAGCUUGUGAGCCAACAUGAAUUUGAGAAACUUGUUUAGCCACUGUUUUAUUUCGUGAACACAGGCUGUUUGCGCACUGGUUGAGAUAUAUUAAUAUAUGUGUAUGUACUGUAUAUGUAUAGGUAUAUUUGUAGGUGUAUGUGUAUGUAUACGUAUAGGUAUAUGUAUAUGUGUAUGAGUAUGCAUACGUGUAUGUGUAUGUGUAGGUCUAUGUAUAUUUUUAUGUGUAUGUAUAUGUGUAGGUAUAUGUAUAUGUGUAUGUGUAUGUAUAGGUAUAUGUAUAUGUGUAUGUAUAGGUGUAUGUAUAUGUGUAGGUAUAUGUAUAUGUGUAUGUGUAUGUAUAGGUAUAUGUGUAUGUGUAUGUGUAGGUAUAUGUAUAUGUAUAUGUAUAGGUAUAUGUAUAUGUGUAUGUAUAGGUAUAUGUAUAGGUAUAUGUAUAUGUGUAUGUAUAUGUGCAUGUAUAUGUGUAUGUGUAUGUAUAGGUAUAUGUAUAGGUGUAUGUAUAUGUGUAGGUAUAUGUAUAUGUGUAUGUGUAUGUAUAGGUAUAUGUAUAUGUGUAUGUAUAGGUGUAUGUAUAUGUAUAUGUAUAUGUAUAGGUAUAUGUAUAUGUGUAUGUAUAGGUGUAUGUAUAUGUAUAUGUGUAUGUAUAGGUGUAUGUAUAUGUGUAGGUAUAUGUAUAUGUAUAUGUGUAUGUAUAGGUAUAUGUGUAGGUAUAUGUAUAUGUGUAUGUAUAGGUAUAUGUAUAGGUAUAUGUAUAGGUGUAUGUAUAUGUGUAGGUAUAUGUAUAUGUGUAGGUAUAUGUAUAUGUGUAGGUAUAUGUAUAUGUGUAUGUAUAGGUGUAUGUAUAUGUGUAGGUAUAUGUAUAUGUAUAUGUGUAUGUGUAGGUAUAUGUAUAUGUGUAUGUGUAUGUAUAUGUAUAUGUGUAUGUGUAUGUAUAGGUAUAUGUAUAUGUGUAGGUAUACGUGUAUGAGUAUGUAUAUGUAUAGGUAUAUGUGUAUUUGUAUGUAUACUGUGUGUGUGUGUAUUUAUAUAAAUAGAAAUUCACCUGAAAUAUUUAUUUUAUAGCAGUCAUAUUCAGAGAGAUUUACACAAUGUGCAGCUUGGCUGCAGAGCGUGCUGAAGGUGUUCGCUGUGUUUUAUUUUGCUAUGAACACACGGAGUGCACUUCAUCAUCGUGGCAGGGAACAAAACUUCUGGCCUUAAUUACAGAUGUGAUGGAGCACUUGUAGAGGAGCUUACAGCAGGCGUAUGCUUUAAAGAAUCCAUGCUUAUUUAAUUC
Ictalurus furcatus (blue catfish) is the source of this 2030-nucleotide messenger RNA. RefSeq lists its product as uncharacterized. The record is from RefSeq and is a predicted model, not a curated record. The transcript has 2 exons. NCBI's taxonomy places the organism in Eukaryota, Metazoa, Chordata, Actinopteri, Siluriformes, Ictaluridae. Bases 866 to 1816 code for a protein of 316 amino acids.